AUGAACCAAGAUAGGUUCUUUCAUUCAAUUCCGAAACCUGAACCUGGGCCACCAGGACCGCCUGGUCCACCUGGUCCGCCUGGUCCACCUGGUCCGCCUGGUCCGCCAGGACUUCCUGGGCUGCCUGGUGUGCCUGGUGUGCCGGGGAGCCACUGGGUCCAUACUGUCCGCCUGGUCCUCCGGGGCCGCCUGGUCCACCAGGCCCGCCUGGAGUUCCUGGAGAGCCUGGACUGCCCGGUGUACCGGGAGUGCCUGGGGUGCCGGAAGUGCCCGGUGUCCCCGGAACCUGAACCUGGGCCACCAGGACCGCCUGGUCCACCUGGUCCGCCUGGUCCACCUGGUCCGCCUGGUCCGCCAGGACUUCCUGGGCUGCCUGGUGUGCCUGGUGUGCCGGGGUGGCUGACAGGGCCGCUAGGUCCACCAGGGCCAUUGGGGCCUCCAGGUCCACUGGGACUUCCGGAUCCGCCCACAGUGCCGGGAACACCUGGACCGCCGGGACCACCAGGUCCUCCGGGACCACCUGGGCUACCGGGAGUUCCUGGUCUGCCUGGGGUACCUGGUGUCCCUGGCGAGCCUGGGGUGCCCGGGUAG
Molecule: messenger RNA, 591 nt
Organism: Papilio machaon (common yellow swallowtail)
Lineage: Eukaryota; Metazoa; Arthropoda; Insecta; Lepidoptera; Papilionidae
Product: cuticle collagen 3A3-like
Exons: 5
Coding region: 1-591 (196 amino acids)
Cellular component (GO): basement membrane
Source: RefSeq, a predicted model, not a curated record